Messenger RNA from Dictyostelium purpureum, 885 nucleotides. RefSeq lists its product as uncharacterized. The record is from RefSeq and is a predicted model, not a curated record. Lineage: Eukaryota; Evosea; Eumycetozoa; Dictyosteliales; Dictyosteliaceae. Gene Ontology annotation, molecular function: acetyltransferase activity. The transcript has a single exon. The coding region runs from base 1 to 885 and encodes 294 amino acids.
AUGAAUAAUUUAACAGAAUUUCAAAAAAAAUUUUAUAAUAGAAUAAAUUUAAAACCAAUUGAUAAUUUAAAAUUUGAAGAUUUAUCAAUUAUAAUGAAAUCAUGUAGCGAAACAUUUUCAUUUGAAAAUUUAGAUAUUGUUAAAGAAGAAAUUGGGGAAAUUACUAAAGAAUCAAUUUAUAAACAACUUUUAUUAGAAACCAAUGGAGGAUUAUGUUAUAAAUUAAAUGGAUUAUUAUACUAUUUUUUAUUGGAUUGUAGAUUUGACGUUUAUUUAUCAAUGGGAACUGUAGUGAAUGGAUUUAAUCCAUGGGGAUCAACUGAUUGUCAUGUUGUAAACAUUGUAAAUUAUAAUAAUAAAAAAUAUUUAGUUGAUAUUGGUUUUGGAGGUUUUAUAGCAUUAAAUCCAAUAUUAAUCAACGAAUUUGAUAAUAAUUAUUCAAAUCAAAUUAUCAAAAACGAAAAUGGAUUAUUCAAGGUAAUAUUAGAAAAUAGUAAAGCAAUCAAUAGUAAUGGUGAAAAUGUAAAUUAUACACAUACAUUUCAAUAUAGAAAAGAUGACAACUAUUUAAUAGAAAGUGAAAGAAAUUGGUCCUCAGGGUUUGUUUUCAAUUUAAAUAAAGUUUCAGAUCAAUCCCUAUUCAUCAUUCAAAAUCAAAUUAUUAGAGAUCAACUAGAGAUUACCAAAGGCCCAUUGGUUGUUAAAUUAACCAAUGAAGGUACCUCAACCCUAACUGAAAACAAUCUAACCAUCACAACUCAUAAUGGUUUCAAAACCAAAACCCCUUUAAAAUCAAGGGAUCACUUCAACGAAAUCCUUCAAAAAGAAUUUAAAAUAAAUAAUCCAAUUUUAAAAAAAUUAAAUAAAAAUAAAAAUUUAUUUUAA